AAACAGGAACCGACAAAAUCAACUGGAGUUAAAUAGUUUUUCAGCCUUUCUUUCAGUAGAUUUCAACAUCCAAGAUCAACAAAAUGAGGAGCUUUCUUCUUCUCCUCUUCUCACUAAUGACAGGUUGUGAGGCCCGGACUGUAGUGAGGGGAUGCCCACAAGGAUGGGUUGAAUUCACCUGGAAAUAUCCAAAACCAAAUGGAAAACAUCAAAGUAUUGAUGUAGUUACUCCCAAAGAAACCAUACGAAGCACUCAAAAGGAUGUGUGGGCAAAAAAAGGCAGAGUUUUCCUCUAUUAUGAUCCAAAAAAAAAAUAUCUCAGGGUGGUUAUUAAUGAACUUCAACAGGAGGACUUUGGGAAGUACAAGUGUAAAGUUUACCAACGACAUGACACAGGGGAAGUGGAAUUAGCCUUUGAGACAGACGGCUGCCAGAGACAAUUUAAUCAAACUGCGUACAGAACAGCUAAAACCACCAUCACAUGUGAUUACACAGGAAACAAAUACUUCAAGUUCUUCUGCAAACAGAACGGUUCAAUCUGUGAGGAUAUUUUAUCAACAAAAUCCUCUCUGAAGUCAAACGGGACAUUCACUCUCACAGAAACCAACAGUGGCUUCAGCAUGUCCAUCAGUAACGUGUCCUCACAUGAUGCUGGUGUCUACUGGUGUGGAGUGGAAACACAUGAAGGAAGUUACAGAACUGCUCUCAGAAAGAUACAGCUGGAGGUUAAAGCUACUAUUACCAGAUUCACAAAGUCUCCAACUGUAGGACAGAAUCUCACAUACUAUUGUCUAAAUCAAAAUCAUGCUCCGACAAACAUAUUCAUCUGUAAGGGAGAAGAUCCAUCUAUAUGUCGACCUCUAGUAAGCACCGCACAGCCCAACAAGAACACUGGGAAGUUUUCCAUGGAGGACAAAAACAAGAGAAAUAUCACCGUAACAGUGAGAGAAGUAACAAUGAAUGACACUGGGACAUACUGGUGUGGAGCAGAAAGCACUGACAAAACACGCAGCAACAAAUUCUUCCACAAAAUGGUGAUGAUUGUAGUAUCAUUAACAGAAUCAACAACAUCAUCCACAUCUCCUGUUUCUUCAACCCAGCCAACUACUGUGUCUGCUGAGAGUCGUGGUGACUCUCAGGUCGUCAUUACUAUGAUCGUCUGUGUAGCUGUGCUGCUGCUGUUGUUUGUGCUAAUGUUGAUCCUUAUCUACAAACGAUUUUCACAUUUAAUGAACACAAGAAAAGGAGCAGCAGCACAGAACAUCAGAGAGGAUUAUGUCUACGAGGAGAUACAGCAGCCCGUCCAGAGGCCAGACUCAGGAAAUAAGAUGAACACGAUUUAUGCCACUGCCAACUUUCCCACAAACCCCUCUGCCUCGCUGCAUUACUCUACCGUCAACUUCCAAAGCAGCUGUGACAGAGUUGGUGGUGAGGUACUGAUCCUCAAACCCAACUCUGCUGCCGGCGAAUAUUCUACUGUGAAGCAAAGUGCAACCUACUCUACUGUCAACCAGCCGUCCAGCUCUUCAGAGGAUCCUCUCUACACAACAGUCAACAAGCUACAGCAGCACUGAGCAAAGAUCAGCAGUCUCAGGAACAGGAGGAAGCAUAUAUAUUUUCUGUCUCUAUAGAGUUGUGUAAUUAUUUGUUAAUCUACUAAGUUUGGUGUUAUUCUUGUUAAAAACAACUAAGAUAGUUAUUCUUAUAUAAUAUUCCACUUUUUAACAACAGAUUUAACCAAUGUCAUAUUUAUAUGUAAAAAUGGUGGGGGGGGGGCACCAACCAUUUUAAAACAUAAAUACCUGUAAAAUUACAAAACUCUCUCUUGCUUCUGUGUUUUUUAACAUCAACAAACAGCAUGGCUCCACAAAACACAGACAGCGAGAGAGAGAGAGAGAGGAGUGCAGUGACACAAGUUACAGUACCACCGUCACAAACCUAGAUUGAGAAUGCAAUCUUUAAGCUGACACAACCAAGCUCAGAACAAAUGAGCCUACAGGGCCAAAAGCAAAGAGUAGUGAGCUCACCACCAAUGAAGUCAACGACGCGCACAGACAACAUUUUAGGGAUCCAGAGGCUUUCUAUAGCCACUUUCCACAGAGAUCCUGCAAUCAAAACGGAAAGAAUGUUGGCCAAUAUAUAUCCCAUUCCCAGCUGUUCUCAUGUUUUACAAUCCGCUCAGAAAGAUGAAGAUGAAAACAGGCACAGGACAGUCUCCCUUGAAGCAUAACGUUAACAGCCGGUCACACGCGGCGCUGUCAGGGGCUCCAGUGUUCCUACGACGUUAACUUUCUGUUAGCGGUGGUGCUAACCUGUUGCUAUCUGCAGACUAUUAGCUCUCACACACAGUACAAUACACCAAACUGUGUAACAGUGUGACAAAAGUAUUAUAAACUAGCCAGGCUACAAACUGUCUCUGUACAUUAAUUAAAUUAGACUUUUCUUUCUUGCUUGUUGCUACCUCCACAGAAAACAAACACAUUCGGCACAACACCAGUGCACUCUGUGCUCUGCUCUGCCUGUUAGUCCUGUCCCUUAACCAGUCACAAUUUUAGAAACGUGAUUGCCAUCUACAUUGACGAAUCAGAUUCCUCUCCUAAAAUAAACAUCACAGGGGUUACAUAAUAUAAACAGUAAAUAGCAUUUUUGCAUUUGCUCCUUGCGAGGAGAGGCCACUGGGGUGGCCACCCAUUUCUUAGGGUGGCUGUGGCCCCCUCUCCAGAGGAGUCUGACAACCGCCCGACAGAGAAACAGGGGAGCACGGAUCUGAGGUCAAUGAGGCAAGCCAGGGACGCAAACUAGUCCCCCAAGCUAACCAGGAAAUGCCUCCCCCCGGACUCCAAUGCACAAACUAAUGCCCAGCAGCCCACAAGAGACCCUGCACAGAAAAAAACCAAUGCAUCAAUAUGCAUCGACAAUCGCCCCUCCAAACCGCAAUUAGCCCAAGGACCCACACCCCCAGUAGCCAGGGCUCCCCGCGACUUCCCAAAGCGCAAAGGACCACAGACCACAUGUCCUGGGGAAAGCUGCACCCGCCCCAAGGGCGAACAGCAGAGAGCUGUGCCGGGGAGCUCCCCGCUGCCAGGGAGUGAUAACGCGGGAGAACCAGGGCCGACAGUCCACCAGCCCAGCCAGGGGCAUCCCCCCCCCAGAGUGCAGGCAGAGCCAGCGGCCCCCCCAAUCAACCCCCCCCAAGGAAGAGGUCCAAAACCCACCCAGACAACACCGGCCAUGUGCCCCAGGGAUUACCGAAUGCCCCCACUGAGAGAGCGGUGGCAGGGGGAAGCAGCGGGAGCCCCAGCCCUGCUGAAGAGGGCCCCAGCGAGGAGAGGGGACCACGGGCCCCCAGGCCCAGGGACACACCACCCGCCCCAGAGAUAACCACGCCAUGACCCACCCCAAGUCAGACGAGGCAGACACCAACCCCACGGCACCCCCGACGCCCCGAGGCUCCAGGGACAGGACACAAAGCCAAUGACACCCCCAACGCUCCUUCAACCCCCCCUGCCUGCCUCUGUAAAUGUGUUGUAUUGUGUUGGAUGCAUGUCAUGGAUUGUGAAGUGUUGUAUGGUGGAGUAAGGAUAAGGUGCGUGGUAACUAAGGUGCAGUUAAAAUUGGAGGGUAGCUGUGACACAGGCACCUCAUAACUGUCAGGUAGUGGAGCCUCCCAAUGUGCCCCUUCCCCUCCGGUGUCUAAGGUGUAAUUAAAAUUGAGGGGCAGCCAGUGGGGGAGGAAGAAGGACGAGGCCGCAAUAAAGCAGCCCCACCCACCAAACACCUAGCAACCUGCCCGCCCCCCCAGAUUCCCAAGGGUGUAUGUAGUGAGACAUGAACAAAGGGGGGAAGGUGAAGGAGGUAAUAGGGAGGCCAGAAUGGUCCUCCCCACUGGUCCAGAUUCCUGACUGGCCCCAUCAUUCAGCCCCGUCCCCCAUCCCCCCAAGCAAAAGGACGCCAGGUCCCUCCACCCCAGGGCUUGUAGCAAGAGCCCUUUGAGCACCGGCAGCACCCCAGAGCCAGCGGCAACCCCGCCCAGCCUCCAAAGGGGCCCAGCCUGCAUGACAUUUACUACAUGUAUGAUUUCAGGUCAUUCAUUUCUGAUGGGGUUGUUUACAACCAUAUUACAGCUGAUUAUUAUCUUAUUAUUGGUAUUGUUUUUUCUUUCGGACGAUGAGUAACAAUAAAUGUUUGAAGAAUUAUGUUUGAUGUGAGCCAUGGUGAGGCUGACCUUUGUGGUUUUGAGUUAAAUAUCUCAACUCUUGGAUGGAUUGCCAUGAAAUUUUGUUCAGACAUUUACUGUAUGUCCCCCUCAGGAUGAAUUGUAAUAACUUUGGUUUUCAUUUGGUGUCAUCAACAGAUCAAAUGUUUAUUUCUCCAAUCCUUUAUGACGAAAUAUCUGCACAACCAAUGACCCAUCAGCUUAGUAUAGUAAAAGGAAAAGUUUUAAUUAAAUGAGAUGUGUUUUGUGUCAUACUGUGCAAAACAACAGUCAUUAAAAUGAUGCUGAUUAUUUUCCACACUGGUAACAUUCUCUUACACUGAAUUGACUGUAUAUGCAGGGUUUGAUUUAUUUAAUUUUACUGCCAUCUGCUGGUAAUAUCAAGGCUGACAUUGUGGGAGAUGACAAUGCAUGCUGCCAUCUUUUCACCAAGACAACCUCGUUCUACAGAAAAAAACAUGUUAUCAAAAUAAAUUGAAAGAUGCAACUAUCACCCAAAAAUGUACAAAUAGUAACUUACUUUAUGCAUGCUGAAUAUCUAAAUAAGAUUGUAUUCAUUUUCGCUCCAUUAGCACUGUCUCCUGUGUAGCUAUGGGUGAAUCCUAAGUUUUUCUUAGGCGCUUUGGCACAUGUCUCAGAUCAGAAUUGAAAUUCUC
This is a messenger RNA of Micropterus salmoides (largemouth bass), 4872 nucleotides long. RefSeq names its product polymeric immunoglobulin receptor-like. Gene Ontology annotation, molecular function: transmembrane signaling receptor activity. Bases 84 to 1574 code for a protein of 496 amino acids. The transcript has 8 exons. The record is from RefSeq and is a predicted model, not a curated record. NCBI's taxonomy places the organism in Eukaryota, Metazoa, Chordata, Actinopteri, Centrarchiformes, Centrarchidae. Gene Ontology annotation, cellular component: plasma membrane.